Molecule: messenger RNA, 782 nt
Organism: Moneuplotes crassus
Lineage: Eukaryota; Ciliophora; Spirotrichea; Euplotida; Euplotidae
Source: the annotation of a GenBank genome assembly
UGAAGAUGUUUUGCACUUCUUAUCUAUCAAAUAUGCCUUUUGUCCCACAAUGGGAUUACCAGGAGUUGCUGAUCGAGUUUCAAACAAUCUAUUGCAUCUGCCCACCAUCAAUUGAGAGCAUUACAAAUCAUAAGUGCUAUGAAUUACCUCUUGAAAUAAAGCGAGAGAAAUCUACACCCUCAAGUUUGAUUACUGACACCAGGUCUGAAAGUUCAGUACGAGAAAAGGAGUCUCACCCAGAAUUGAAGAACUUGGUAUUCAAAAUCACUAGAGCAAAGCCAAGUAAUGGAGCUCAUAACAUUCUUAAGAGAUGCAAAGAAAGUAACCAGGCCAAGGUACUACAAAAGAGGAAAAGUAGAGCACCAAAGCUCGAGAUUAGACAAAGACUCAUCAGACUCAGACAACGUAUCUUGGAGAAGAACAUCUCUGGGUUCACGGCUUCAGUAAAGAGAACUAGAUAUACUACUAACAAGUACCUUGGAAGGAGGUCUAAGUACAUUGGAAUUUCGAAGAAUAACACUAACUGGCAAGCCCUCAUCAAUGUGAACCAUGCUAAGAAGUACAUUGGCACUUUCUUACAUGAACUCGAUGCUGCAAGGACCUAUGACUUGUACUCAGUAGCUAUGCAGGGGGAGAAAGGACUGCUAAACUUCAGCUACACAGACUCAGAAAUGGUGGAGAUGAUCUCAUACUUCCUUGACCAUGGCUCUGUAAACCCACAACAUAACUUAUCUAUUUAAAUUGCAUUUAAUGAGUCUUAGGGUAAUAAAUUAUGAAGUUUG